Molecule: messenger RNA, 423 nt
Organism: Micromonas pusilla CCMP1545
Lineage: Eukaryota; Viridiplantae; Chlorophyta; Mamiellophyceae; Mamiellales; Mamiellaceae
Exons: 1
Coding region: 1-423 (140 amino acids)
Source: RefSeq, a predicted model, not a curated record
AUGUCCGUCGCCGCGUCGCUCGCGCGCGUCCCCGCGGCCCGCGCGCCGCCGCGUCGCCGCCGCGUCGCAUCGCGCGCGUCCUCGUCCUCGUCCUCGUCCUCGUCCCACGUCGCGUCCUCCUCGCCCGCCUCGGCCUCGGUCGUCGACGCGCGCGGGCGAUCGACGGUCGCGUCCUCCGCGUCCGCGCGCGUCGCGGCGCUGACCGCGGCGGCGACGGCGACCGCGGCGCAGGCGGCGACGUCGGGCGAGUCGGUGUCUCAGGUCGCGACGUCCGACGCGUGGUUCGGGUGGGCGUUCAUCCCCGGCGGCCCCGUGCUCGGUCCCGCGCUGCUCUGCGCGGGGUUCAUUUUGCUGCAAGCUGCGUACGAGAAGGCGACGGGGACGGGGCCGAGCGGGAAGGGCGACGGGUCGAAGAAGCGAUGA